GCUUAGCUGCACAAAGGCCCUUCUCUUGGAAGUCGGCCCCUGCGUUCGCGCUUCUCGUUGUUGAGGCAUCCGCUCUUCUUUGAAGCUGUCAAGACACAGUGAGGCAAAAUGGUGCGCAUCAGUGUGCUGAACGAUGCCCUCAAGAAUAUGUUCAAUGCUGAGAAGCGCGGCAAGCGCCAGGUCUUGCUCAAGCCUUCGUCGAAAGUGAUUAUUAAGUUUCUGACCGUCAUGCAGAAGCACGGUUACAUUGGAGAAUUCGAGUUGGUUGAUGACCACCGUGCGGGGAAGAUCGUAGUGGAGCUCAAUGGAAGGCUGAAUAAGUGCGGCGUCAUUAGUCCCAGGUUCAACAUUUCCGUCAAGGAGAUUGAAGACUGGACUGCCAGACUUCUUCCCUCUCGUCAGUUUGGUUACAUCGUGCUAACGACGUCGAGCGGAAUCAUGGACCACGACGAGGCCAGGCGGAAGAACAUCGGAGGCAAAGUUCUUGGCUUUUUUUACUAAAAAACGUUUAAGUACUUUGACACAGUUUUGCCUGGAUGCCAGCAGUUGAUGACGCGGCGGCCGAUUGCUCGGUGCCUGCAAAUGGUUAAGGGGGGAGGGGGGGGGUGAAAAUGGACGUCGAGUACAAGCAGAGGAGGAAGUCGGCGAGAACGUUCCUCUCGGAUCGACAGCCAAUGGAGAGGCAAGCCGAUCCAGAGGACUUCUUACAUGUUCGCACACAUCCAGUGUUGAUUGUUCUUUACUAUUGUUGAAGAGGCUAUUGGCUCAAAAGAGGGCAUUUUUGAAAUUUGCGGAUCAUUUGGGUGUCUUUUCGCAACUCAAAUUUGUCGUCUGCUGCUUAACGUCAAAAAAAAAAAAACACGAUCGUCUUCACAUUUGUCUGGUUGUCUGAUGUUGAAAUCUCUGUGUGCAUUAACGGAAGUUUUUUUUCCCCUUUUUUUCUCCUAUUUCAUCUGGUGUUUUUUUCCUCUUUUUCUUUUUUUCUGUAUUCGAACGCUGGUCUGCAUUCCAACAGUUAGUUCAUGGGCUGCAUUCCAACAGUUAGUUCAUGGGUGUUGUACCAACUGAGCUGCCUUCUUUCCCCCGAAUACAACGUACGGCCAUUAUGACAGUUGUAUUUAGACUGAAAGGUACCCCAAAUACAGCGAAAAUGACCGUACGUUGUAUUCGGUGGAAGAAGGUAGGAUGUGGGUAGGUAGACCAGCACACAUUGUUGUUGACGUCAUACUACCGGUAGCUACACAUAAUUGCUGCGACAACAGAUAAUAAUUAAUUACCGACGUCAACCCAACGGAGCUAUAGGGCCCAUUGGGGUCUUUAUAGGCCAAUUGGGGUCUUUGACUUUUAGGUUCGGUUGGGUUAUUGUCGGUUUUAUGCUAAUCGUCCUCAUUCAGUCAUUUCAUUUCGGUUGAAUUCCUAGACCUUUCUAAACAUUAUUACUUUUUUAUCGAGUCUUUUAGGAUCUUGUCUUGCUUGUGAGGUUGUCUAUGGCCCGCACAUUCUGUGGAAGUCAAAAUGAUUGGGAUGGCUUGUUGUAGACUUGCCCUUUCAUUUUUUUCCCCAAAGAAUGAAUUACCAAUUCAUUG
Molecule: messenger RNA, 1586 nt
Organism: Chara braunii
Lineage: Eukaryota; Viridiplantae; Streptophyta; Charophyceae; Charales; Characeae
Source: the annotation of a GenBank genome assembly